AUGCAAGAACAUGAAGACGCAAUCAGGCAGGGACAAAAAUUAGGACAAACCUCACCGUCGAGAUCUGAAAGCGGCGGCGAGUCCUCCGCAACCGCCGUCGGCGCCUCUUGCCGUUCCUUGGUUCGUGCUUCAAUAGGUGCUCUUCUGCGUUAUUUCGUUGUCUGUGGUUCUCGUCGUCGUGCAGAAUUAGGGCAAAUCGAUUUGGGGAGAACUUCUGAAAUCGAGUACAAUGAGAUUGGGGGAGAACUUCUGACGUGGAAAGUGAUCUUGAUUAUGUUGUCAAAUCCCAUACUGCAAAGUAAACGGCCCUACAAAAUUAUGGAGAGAAACAUCAACGAUUUGAAAGAGGACAAGUUGGAUCAGAAGACAAAAUGCGCUAUGAAAAGAUUCAAAUCAAAUAAAAAUGUUAUAGAAAUUCAAGAAAUUGUAUUUUGUAUUGUUCACCUCACAUUGCAACAAGAUGGGAUUCCAAAGCGUACGAGCUUGUUCCAAAGGCAACUCGUGCUGCAUCCACGAUUUCCUCACAGCCAUUCGCUCGGCAAAGUGGUUGCCAGCCGAGAGAAUGCCGACAAAGAGCUCAAUGGGCCCGUCCAGGACAGGUGGGGCCCGCCACCUGUCGGACAAAUCGAGAUUUUUCCGAUCAUAACCGACAUAAGAGGCAGGCAGAGAAGCAGCAAAAAUGGAAAUGACGUCAAUAUCCCCACCCAAAUACAAUCCGGUAGCAUCCUCGAGAGCAAAUCCCUAUAA
Molecule: messenger RNA, 747 nt
Organism: Striga asiatica
Lineage: Eukaryota; Viridiplantae; Streptophyta; Magnoliopsida; Lamiales; Orobanchaceae
Source: the annotation of a GenBank genome assembly